Messenger RNA from Odontomachus brunneus, 1129 nucleotides. RefSeq lists its product as uncharacterized. The transcript is spliced from 6 exons. The record is from RefSeq and is a predicted model, not a curated record. Gene Ontology annotation, biological process: sensory perception of smell; detection of chemical stimulus involved in sensory perception of smell. The coding region runs from base 1 to 915 and encodes 304 amino acids. Gene Ontology annotation, cellular component: plasma membrane. NCBI's taxonomy places the organism in Eukaryota, Metazoa, Arthropoda, Insecta, Hymenoptera, Formicidae. Gene Ontology annotation, molecular function: odorant binding; olfactory receptor activity.
AUGACGGACGACUGGAGUGACCGCGCGAACAACAACGAAGGCGGUAUGCGCGUGAUGGCAUACAAGGCGAAAAUAUCCGAUCGCAUCACUAACACGUUAAUUAUCCUUCACACCAUGUCAGUCGUCACGUAUUGCACUGGGAUGAUCAUCGCUGAAGUAGACAUCACCGAUCAAACGAUCGAAGUGCCUUACAUCAACAAGUUAGACUUCCCCUUCACAAUUAACACACAGCCGAUGUAUAGAUUCGUGCUGAUCGCAGAAUACGUACAUAUGAUACUAAGCAACUGGGGAGCUGGUCUCUCGAACAUUAUACUUAUGACUAUGGCGAUUGGUUCACCCGACGCCACGGAACAGAUCGUGAAAUCUAUCCUGUUUUACACUAUAACGAAUCUCGAGGCGUUCGUGUUCUGCUUCGCCGGGGAAUAUCUGAACAAUAAGAGCAAAGCAAUCGGAUACGCAGCGUACGAUUGCACGUGGUACAAUUUGAAGUCCAAGGACAGCCGCAUUUUAUUGUUCAUAAUAUUAAGAUCGCAGAAGCAGUUAACGCUCACGGCUGGCAAGAUGAUGGAUCUCACCUUAGAAUCCUUCGCAAAUGCAAUUGGAACACCCGACGCCACCGAACAAAUCGUGAAAUCUAUCCUAUUUUACAUGUCGACGAAUCUUGAGGCGUUCAUAUUUUGCUUCGCCGGGGAAUAUCUAAACAACAAGAGCAAAGCAAUUGGAUUAGCAGCGUACAAUUGCGCGUGGUAUAAUCUGAACCCUAAGGAGAGCCGCAUUCUAUUGUUCAUAAUAUUAAGAUCGCAGAAGGAAUUAACGCUCACAGCUGGCAAAAUGAUGGAUCUCACCUUACAAACCUUUGCAAGUAUCAUGAACGCAUCAGGAUCAUACUUGUCAGUGCUGUUGGCGGCGCAAUGAACGUUGCAUUCGUCCCGACGACUCUCGAGUGGUAGUGAAGCAUGUAUCGAACACAGGCGGAUAUGUAAAUAUAUCCUCACUAGUUAUUGAGACAUACACUGUAAUAGCGUUUAUUUUUGCUCAAAUACAUUCGGAGAAAUAAAUCUGAUUCACGGAAUAAUUUCCAGGACAAUGUCGCAAACUGCAUAAAACUGAUUGGAACGUUAACUUGAGA